AUGGAUCCUCUCUUGCCAAGUUCAACCAGAGGAUCAACUUAGUGGUGUCCAGUGUCCAUGCCUCAAUCCCCUCAGAGUUCGCGAACUUACUUAUAGCUUUAGUCGAAAUUUGCACGAUUGCAGCAGCAUGAUGCGAAUUCUCGAGUUCAGCUAACAGUCAUCUAGAAUAAAUUCAUCACGGACCGCGUCGCUAUCUACUAGGCUUAUAUUAGAUCGUUUGUGAGUGAGCAUUGGCUGCAUCUCCCGUUACCGGUCCUUGAAAAGGGUCAUGGGACUGUAUCAUUCUCCAUCAACACUGUCUGAAUCUUCUUGCGGCUCAGCAAUGCCCAGAAAAGUUCUCAUUGGAUUUGGCGUAGAUGUUGAUGCUGUGGCUGGUUGGCUUGGGUCCUAUGGAGGAGAGGAUUCUCCGUUAGAUAUUUCACGAGGAAUGUAUGCGGGAGAAGUUGGAGUACCUCGCCUUCUGAAGCUGUUUGAUAAGUAUAAGAUUAAGACAACCUGGUUCAUCCCCGGACAUAGCUUGGAGACAUUUCCAAUGCAAAUGGAAGCAGUUCGAGAUGCCGGUCAUGAAAUAGGUCUUCAUGGAUAUUCCCAUGAGAACCCUGUCUCUAUGACCCUGGAACAACAGCGCGACAUUUUGGACUACACCUACAAGCUUCUUACGGAUUUCAAUCAUGGUGUUCCUCCGAAGGGCAGCGUCGCCCCUUGGUGGGAAACCAGCAAGGAGGGGACGACGCUGUUGUUAGAAAAGGGCAUUGAAUAUGAUCACUCCAACAUGUCCCACGAUUCGCAGAUGUAUUAUCUUCGUGAUGAAGAUACGUGGACGAAGAUUGACUACCAGGCGCAAGCUCACACAUGGAUGAAGCCGCUACAAAGGGGCAAGGAAACAGGACUCGUCGAGAUUCCUGCUAACUGGUACCUUGACGAUCUUCCCCCGAUGAUGUUCAUUAAGUCGAGCUCAAACUCGCAUGGUUGGGUUAACACUCGAGAUGUCGAGCAGCUUUGGAAAGACACUUUCACUUAUCUGUAUAGAGAAGAGGAAGAUUUCGUAUUCCCUCUCACGAUUCACCCAGAUGUCAGCGGUCGUCCACACGUGCUUCUCAUGCUGGAGCGUUUCAUUGAAUGGGUCAAUACCCACGAUAACGUACACUGGGUAACCUUACAUGGGAUGGCUCAAGAUUUUAGAGCCAGUAAAGAACCAGCACCAGGUGCCGUAAUGCCUAAAGGCUUCGCACAACGUCUGUGAAAUGCUGUACAUCGUGUUGUAGAAGACUUCUUCACGCGGAUGAAUAUUGAAUGACGCGAGUCAGUAUUCCAUAAACUCGGUUUGAUAAUCUACACGUGUAGAAGGCCCCAAGAGAUAUUACAUCAUGGAUCGUGGCCAAAGCGAGCUGCAAUCAUAAUACAAGAUCUCUUCUGCAGCCCUUGUCUUUCUAAAGACAGGCUAUAUAAAGAGCCCUGUUCUAGUCUCUUUUUCA
Molecule: messenger RNA, 1475 nt
Organism: Suillus plorans
Lineage: Eukaryota; Fungi; Basidiomycota; Agaricomycetes; Boletales; Suillaceae
Product: carbohydrate esterase family 4 protein
Exons: 15
Coding region: 269-1243 (324 amino acids)
Biological process (GO): carbohydrate metabolic process
Molecular function (GO): hydrolase activity, acting on carbon-nitrogen (but not peptide) bonds
Source: RefSeq, a predicted model, not a curated record